Messenger RNA from Saimiri boliviensis boliviensis (Bolivian squirrel monkey), 432 nucleotides. RefSeq names its product large ribosomal subunit protein eL39-like. The record is from RefSeq and is a predicted model, not a curated record. Gene Ontology annotation, molecular function: structural constituent of ribosome. Lineage: Eukaryota; Metazoa; Chordata; Mammalia; Primates; Cebidae. Gene Ontology annotation, biological process: translation. Gene Ontology annotation, cellular component: cytosolic large ribosomal subunit; ribosome.
CUUUCUCCGCCAUCGUGGUGUGUGCUUUUCUCCGUUUCUCGCCAUGUCUUCUCACAAGACUUUCAGGAUUAAGCGAUUCCUGGCCAAGAAACAAAAGCAAAAUCGUCCCAUUCCCCAGUGGAUUCGGAUGAAAACUGGUAAUAAAAUCAGGUACAACUCCAAAAUGAGACACUGGAGAAGAACCAAGCUGGGUCUGUAAGAAAUCACACAUGCGAUGGCACACGUAUUCAUGCUGUCCGAAGGUCACAAUCGAGUGUUACUAAACCAAGCUAUCGGGAGACGUUUGAAUAGAUUCCUUUCUGUAUCUGUUAUGAAGGCAUUAGUUAGUACAACCCACGGUGCUUCCAUUAUUCAUGUUUAAAAAAAAAAAAAGGUUUUGGUUGCCUGGGUUCAGUAAUAAAUAAGUGAGACCUUUCAAAAAAAAAAAAAAAA